GAAACAUACUGAAGAAGAAGAAGAAGGAGAAGAAGAUAUCACUAGUAAAUCCGAAACCCUAGAUUUCUUUGCUCUGUUCUCGAAUGGGUUUAGGGUUUCUUCUUCUUCUUCAUCUUCAUCUUCUUCUCCAUUCUUCUUCUUAGUGGAUAUCUUUAAAGAUGAUGUUUGCAUGGAAAUCACUAUUCCCAUUUAUUCUUGUACUUGGUUUUAUAAUUUUUGAAGAGAGAAUUUCAAUUCCUUCUUGUAAAGAAGAAAUCAUUUCCAAUGAUGAAGAUAUUGUUAGAGAUGAGGAAGGAGGAGCUGAUGAUGUUAGAGUUAUGAUGGUGGCUAAUUUGUUAUUAAUGGGAUCUGAUGAUGCUGGUUAUAUCAAUAGUUAUUUCAGAUAUUCUUAUAUGGCUAAGUUUUUCAGGAAAUCAUUUGACAGACUGAAGCCUGAUAUGCUUAUAGUAUUGGGAGAUGUUUCGGCGAGAGGGUCAGAGUUAACAAACAAUAAAUGGUUAUCGGUGCUUCAGCAAUUUCAAUGGAUGUUGGGUCCGUUUCUUAGCCAUCCUAUGCAUAUCGUUGUCGGUGAUAGGGAUAUUGGAGAAUGCAGUGAAUUAAAUGCCAAAUUUGUUAGUCGGAUAGCUGGUAGUCUGCCAGGAUUGGAUACUGCUGGUUGUGGUGCUUUCGAGGUGAGCAAUAUUAGCUUUGUUUCACUCAAUGCUGUGGCUAUGCUUUGUGGCAAUAAUGAUUUAAGAUUUAGUGUCGAGAAAGUGAUAGAGAAGGAACAUUUGGAUGUGAAAUUCCAUAGCAAGGGUUCAGCAGGAGGAGUAAGUGAGCCUAAAAAGGUGGAGAAUAAACUUACUAACUUGGGUUGGAAAGAGAAUACUCUGUCAUCUCGUUCUGGUCCUGUACUCUUACUACACUUUCCACUGCACAGAACAAGUCACAACGGUGGAGCAAUCAAUGUUGUUAAGAGAACCCAUUCAACCAAGUCAUAUGGCAUUUCAAAUUCUGUUGAGAAUAGAGGGUUUUCUGGAACAGGUCAAUAUGAGUUGAUGCAGACUGUUCCCCCAAAUGCAACUGAAUACAUCUUCCAGGCUCUCAAGCCAAGGAUAGUAUUUAGUGCACACACCCAUGAGUUCUGUGACUAUACACACAGGGAUGGGACACGAGAGAUUACUGUUCCCGCCAUGACCUGGGAUGCAAGGGAUGAUCCUGGUUUUGUUAUUGCGACUUUUGGAAGAAAUAGAGCUGUGACUGUCAGCCAGUGCUCUCUUGCACGAGAAUCCCAUGUAUUAACGGCAUACAUUUCUAUUCUUGUUUUGUUAAUAUCUACAAUGGUUAUUGUGCUUAAAUCUCAAUUGACGCAAUCAGAGAUAUGACCAAGUAUAGAUCCCUUACUGUGUUCAUCAAACCAAAAAAGAUGCAGUACAGCUUGUUCUUGUCCUCUCCCUCAACAAGACAUGGUGAUUCAUUGAUUUCUUGCGGUACCUUUUAUUAUGGCAUCUAAAUGGAAGAAGACAUGCAAAUAGAACGGUCAGGACUAUUGAUUGAAUUUUUCUUCAACCUUUACUAGCAGAUACCUAAAAGUUGGUACAAAGUACUUGGGCAAAAGGAAAACUAAACAAGUGUAAAUGUAAGGAUGUAUACGAGGACUGUCUUUAUCCUAUAUCAUGUCAUGUUUGAUACUUUCGGACUUUAUUUUGUGCUUUCUAGUUCUUUGCUGGUGGUGAAUUGAUAAUGGAUUUCCGGAAACAACCGGGUU
Papaver somniferum (opium poppy) is the source of this 1747-nucleotide messenger RNA. Its product is annotated as metallophosphoesterase 1-like. Gene Ontology annotation, molecular function: hydrolase activity. NCBI's taxonomy places the organism in Eukaryota, Viridiplantae, Streptophyta, Magnoliopsida, Ranunculales, Papaveraceae. The coding region runs from base 159 to 1364 and encodes 401 amino acids. Gene Ontology annotation, biological process: GPI anchor biosynthetic process. The transcript has 4 exons. The record is from RefSeq and is a predicted model, not a curated record.